AUGGCGCAGAUCCCAAGCUUGGAAAAUGCUCCUCUCAAUCUCAAAUCCAUUAGGGAGAAGUCUCAGAGGGAGCUCGUAAACUUGCUUAAAGACAUUCGUGGAAGUAAGUGUCUGGUCAUUGAUCCAAAGCUCAGUGGUUCCGUCUCAUUGAUCAUCCAGACAUCUGCGCUGAAGGAGCUUGGUUUGGAGUUACGACAUCUUUCUGCAGAACCAGUUCAGACUGAAUGCACAAAAGUGGUUUAUCUUGUUCGCUCACAACUCAGUUUCAUGAAAUACAUAGCUUCUCACAUUCAGAAUGAUAUAUCAAAAGCGAUUCAGAGAGACUACUACGUUUACUUUGUACCUCGUAGGUCAGUCGCGUGUGAGAAGAUUCUUGAACAGGAAAAAGUUCAUAACCUGGUUACCGUGAAGGAGUUUCCCCUGUAUAUGGUUCCACUAGAUGAGGAUGUGAUAUCAUUUGAGCUUGAGCUCUCUGAAAAAGAUUGCCUUGUGGAUGGUGAUGUUAGCUCACUUUGGCAUGUCGCAAAAGCCAUACACGAGCUCGAGUUUUCUUUUGGAGUUAUAUCGAAAGUGAGGGCAAAGGGCAAAGCAUCAGUUCGUGUUGCAGAUAUACUAAACCGUAUGCAAGUGGAGGAACCUGUCAAUUCGAAUGAUGUGGGAAGGUCUGAAGUGGAUACACUAAUUCUACUGGACAGAGAGGUUGACAUGGUUACUCCAAUGUGUUCCCAGUUAACUUAUGAGGGACUAUUAGAUGAGUUUUUGCAUAUCAGUAAUGGAGCUGUCGAGGUCGACUCAUCUGUGAUGGGUUCUCAGCAGGAGGGGAAAAAGAUGAAAGUUCCUCUUAAUUCCAGUGAUAAAUUGUUCAAGGAGACGAGGGAUCUCAACUUUGAAGUCGUUGUACAGGUUCUACGGCAGAAGGCAACAACCAUGAAAGAGGACUACACUGAAAUUAAUUCUACCCAGACAGUUUCUGAGCUAAAGGACUUUGUCAAGAAGCUUAACUCAUUACCAGAGAUGACAAGGCACAUACAUCUUGCCCAACACCUGACAACGUUCACAUCCAAGCAGUCAUUUCUUUCGAAACUUGAUAUGGAACAGACACUUGUUGAGGCGGAAAGUUAUGACAUAACGGAACUACUACACAGUUAUGGGUUUGAGCAUGUGGCCACAUUGAGCAACUUGGAAAAAGCAGGAUUGUUGAAGAAGCAGGAGUUUAAAAGCAACUGGCAGACAGUGAAACGUACACUGAAACUUAUAGUUGAAGACACUGAUACGUCAAGGCCCGUGGAUAUCGCUUAUGUAUAUUCUGGAUAUGCUCCUCUUAGCAUUCGUCUUAUCCAACAAGCUAUUCAUUCUGGAUGGCGUCCUAUUGAAGACAUUUUGAAACUGUUGCCAGGACCGCAUCUGGAAACUAAAAGAAGUGGAUUCCCAAGUAGUCCAUCAGUUGAAUCAUUGCAUGGAGCUUCAAAUGGGGUUGCUGAUGGAAGACGCUCAAUUGUUCUUGUUGUCUUCGUUGGAGGUGUGACAUUUGCUGAAAUCUCUGCUCUACGGUUUCUCGCCUCUAAGGAAGGAAUGGCUUAUGAUUUGAUUAUUGCCACAACAAAAAUCGUCAAUGGCGCAACAUUGAUAGAAACAUUCAUGGAAAAACUGGGCUGA
Messenger RNA from Thlaspi arvense, 1656 nucleotides. NCBI's taxonomy places the organism in Eukaryota, Viridiplantae, Streptophyta, Magnoliopsida, Brassicales, Brassicaceae. The record is from the annotation of a GenBank genome assembly.